CUCCCUCUGUGUCUCUCUAUCUGAGACGACCGACCGAGAGUACGCUCUCCGUUCAGAGUUGGAGCCAAGCCGGAAGGAGAAGCGGAGUCGACGUUCUCUCGAGUGCCCGCAAUCUCACGGGUUCCCAUAACCGGCUGUUGUGCCCGGUCGCUGUUUUGCAACGGCGCAACAACUUCGGCGAACACUCGGCAGUGUGUAACCAGUUACUACAGACUAAUUGUAACUCCCGACUCAGUCAGACCUCUCGGCCAGGGUCCGAGAUUCGAGUCGAUCCGGUUAACAUCGCAAUUUGUGAGCGAGAGUUCGGGCAAGUGCGGCGAGUGCGUCUUGUGCGUAGCUGGCACCAGUAACUCGUUUCACAAGUGCUGUAGUUAGUCUCAUCGAUUGCAAUUGAAUUCGGCGAUUUCUACGAUUUCUGAGAUCGCGUGGGUGUACCUGGUCCCCUCAGUACUUAAUUUCGUACUUCUGGAGGGAGUCACGUGGCCUGCCGGAUUUUAAUCCGCUGGUAUCAGUUGAUUAUAAGCUUGUGAGAUAUUGUGAAAUUUCUUGGCAGUUGCGACACGUUAAUCUGCACGAUGGUACCUUACGCUUAAGACGGAGAGAAAUGACGAUUUAACUUAGAAAAACUGGAACGAAGAGACUAAAACUCGACUGGACUUGAAUGUUUUUAAGUGAUUUCGUUGUGACUGAUGCGAGUCCGAUGAUUCAACCGAUUUCAACGCUCUCUGCGCUCGUAUCACCGGUCAUGAACGAUCGAUUCUCUAGUCUAGACGAUUGCAAGAGCGCACUCAAAUUAUUUGAGCAAAGCACACAUGUCUGCUGUCCAAUCUGUAAUUUAAAUUGGCGAAUAUUCGAGCAACAGUCAUGUUGUCAGCUGUAUCGUGCGAUACCAUUAUGGCCUCGAGAGAGUUAAUCGUUGUCAGCGCUUGACGACGGCCUCCAGUAACUGGCAGAGAAGUUGUUUAUCAUCCAUUCCGAACGAGUUGUGCAGAAUCGACACAUUUUUCACGUACACAAUUUUUCUGCGCGCAAGAGCGGCAGGUCGGGACGGACCGGAGCGGAGCGAUUUAUAGCGCAAAAUGGUCAAGUGGUACAGGAACGUUAAAUGCCGGAACUAUCUCGCUCGCAGACUGCCGGUCCUUAGCUGGUUGCCGCGAUAUCACAUCUCGUGGCUUCUGCAGGAUGCAUUGGCCGGUAUCACGGUCGGCCUCACCGCAGUGCCGCAAGGCAUCGCUUAUGGUGUCGUCGCUGGCCUAAAUCCUGAGUAUGGACUGUACGCGGCAUUUAUGGCAUCUUUUAUAUAUGUCGUUUUCGGUUCUUGCGAAAACAUCACUAUUGGUCCAACAGCCAUUAUGGCCACCAUGGUUUAUCCGUUGGUCAAAAAAUAUGGUGCUGACAUGGCUAUACUCAUGGCCUUCCUGAAAGGAUGCAUCAUUGCGCUCCUAGGAAUUUUUCACUUAGGUUUUUUGUUAGACUUCAUAUCACUCCCGGUGAUCACCGGAUUUACUACAGCCGCAGCGAUUAACAUAGCAUCAUCCCAAUUCAAAUCGCUCCUGGGUAUUCCUGGUAGAAGCGAGAAUUUCUUGGAAGCUGUAAUAGCGAUUUUCAGUAACCUCAAGAAGAUCCGGUACGAAGACACAUUGCUAGGCAUUGGGACAAUCAUCGUGUUAGUUCUCUUGAAGAAUAUACCUGGGCGGCGUACAGGAACAAUUUUACAAAAAACAGGAUGGUUCAUUGUUCUGUCACGCAAUGCAUUAGUCGUAAUUACUGGUACCGUUAUGGCAUACAUUUUUUAUAUUAACGAGCAAGAGCCUUUCAAGCUAACGGGAGCAAUGGGUCAAGGUUUGCCACCGUUCGCGCUACCCCCGUUCUCCAUGACCGUCGAAAACCGCACGUACAAUUUCCUGGACAUGGCCACUGCGAUGGAGACGAAACUGUUCACGAUACCGGUCGUGUCUACUAUCGAGCACAUCGCCAUCGCGAAAGCCUUCGCGAAGGGCAAAUUCCUGGACGCUACGCAGGAGAUGAUCGCUCUAGGAUUCUGCAACAUUUUCGGAUCGUUCGUCCGCUCGAUGCCGGUCACUGGAUCCUUCACACGAACGGCCGUCAAUCACGCGUCAGGUGUCAAAACUCAGCUCGGAGGAAUAUUCACAGGCAGUCUGGUGCUGCUGGCAGUCGGUCUCUUGACUUCCACCUUCUACUUCAUACCAAAGGCGACGCUGGCUGGUCUCAUCAUAUGCGCCAUGUACUACAUGCUCGAUUUCCCGACGUACGCCCUGCUGUGGCGCGCCAGAAAAGUCGACUUCUUUGUGAUGUUGCUGACAUUGGUCCCAUGCGUCUUCCUCGGCCUAGAGGCGGGUAUUUUAAUAGGCAUCGUUAUCAAUCUUAUAGCGUUAUUAUAUUUCUCAGCACGGCCUUCCAUUCGCACGAAAAUUGAACAGAUCGAAGGAGAGACCGUGAUAGUCGUCGUACCCGAAGAAGCGGUAGCUUUUCCGGCGGCGGAGCGUUUACGUGCUAACAUAAUGAAGCUUUCCGGAGAAAGCGAGUGUAACGUGAUACUCGAUUGUAAGAACCUGAAAAGGAUCGACGUUACGGUCGCCAAGAAUAUCAAGCUCCUGGCAAAGGACCUUUCAGUGCGCGGACAAAGGAUUGUCUGCAGUAAUUGCUGCGAGAAUAUUGAGGCUACCCUGAGGGUUGUAGAGCCGGAGCUAUUAAACGUCAAGGAAGACGGAGACAACUACGGCUGAGGGAGGAUCGCAAAUCUGUAUAUUUUAUUUGGAUUCUACCUGGAUUCAGAUAGAGAGCGCAUGAGGCUAAUGAAUAAAAGUAUGACCGUCAGACGCUGGA
Molecule: messenger RNA, 2847 nt
Organism: Ooceraea biroi (clonal raider ant)
Lineage: Eukaryota; Metazoa; Arthropoda; Insecta; Hymenoptera; Formicidae
Product: sodium-independent sulfate anion transporter
Biological process (GO): transmembrane transport
Cellular component (GO): membrane
Source: RefSeq, a predicted model, not a curated record